This is a messenger RNA of Neolamprologus brichardi, 1357 nucleotides long. RefSeq names its product N-formyl peptide receptor 1-like. Gene Ontology annotation, molecular function: complement receptor activity; G protein-coupled receptor activity. The record is from RefSeq and is a predicted model, not a curated record. NCBI's taxonomy places the organism in Eukaryota, Metazoa, Chordata, Actinopteri, Cichliformes, Cichlidae. Gene Ontology annotation, biological process: positive regulation of cytosolic calcium ion concentration; phospholipase C-activating G protein-coupled receptor signaling pathway; inflammatory response. Gene Ontology annotation, cellular component: plasma membrane.
AUGGGCAUCAAUGCCACAGCGGACUAUGUCACCAUCAUCUUAUAUACACUGACCGUUGUGCUCGGCAUCACAGGGAACUCUAUAGUGAUCUGGGUGGCUGGAUUCAAACUUAAGCUGAGUGUCACCAACGUGUGGCUGGUGAACCUGGCGAUAGCAGACCUGAUCUUCUGCUUCACACGAGUCUCCUCCCUCACUCAGAUGCUCUUCUUCGACCACUGGCAGUUUGGCCUCUUUCUCUGCAAGUUCAACGGCUUCUUCAAAUACACCAACAUGUUCUGCUCUGUCUUCCUGCUGGCUGUGAUCAGUCUGGAUCGAGUGCUCUGCAUCUGGCAGCCCAUCCUCACAAAGCGGCAACGCACCCUGUGGGCAGCGAGGGUGGUGGCAAUCUGCGUCUGGAUCGCAGCGAUCCUCUUCAGCAUUCCCUACUUCAUUCAUCGCCGAAUGUACAUGGACAACAACAACCUGACUAAAUGUUCUGUAGACCCGAAAGAGAAGGCAGAGGGGUACAACAGCACCAAAGCUGCUCUCUACUCCAUCCGCUUCCUGUGUGGCUUCAUGUUUCCCUUCACAAUCAUUCUGAUCUGCUACACCUUGGCUGGGGUCGGAAUCCGACGCACCCGCCUGUCAGGAAAGUCCCGCCCUCUGCGUAUACUAGCCUGUUUGGUGAUUGCCUUUUUCCUGUGCUGGGCACCUUACCACUGCCUCUUACUGGUGAAGAUGGUGGACAAUGAAAAUGCAGUAGUGAAAAUCUGGUACCCUGUAGCAAAGGGUGUUGCCUACUUUAACAGCUGUGUGAACCCGCUAUUGUACUUCUGCAUGGGUCUAAAAGCGAGAAAGGGUUUCAGGCAGAGUGUAAUGAAAGUUUAUAAAAGAGCUCUGACAGAUGAAAUGGAUGGUCAGAUGACUCAGUCCACUGAUCGCUCUUUGGAUUAAAGCUCUGGUUUGAAACACAACACUGUUUUAGUGGCAGGAAUAAGUGGGUGUAGCUAAAGUUUAAGUUCCCCCCCAAUGAUCCUAAAGCUAAAAAAAUGCAUAUCUUUAUAUAAACCAUUAGUAUAGCAGUGAAAUGGCAAUAGCAUUUUAAAGUAGUUAAAGUCGUUAUUAUAAUGUAACUUGUAAUAUGUAGCUUUUCAUUGCAGUUUAUGUGCAGCAAGAAUUAGCAGGUAUGACUGUGAAAAGAUGUUUUCUUUCAUUCUGUGCUCAGUGAAGAAAAUAUAUAUUUGGCACACUGGAGUGAAACACUGUUUUGUGUCCACAAGUGACCCUUCUUCUAGAGGUGACUGCAGCUCCAGGGGGAUUGCUCCGGGUUUCUCUUGUUUUAAAAGCUAGAGGCUUUUAAUUGUCAUUUUAUUUUGUU